Molecule: messenger RNA, 2447 nt
Organism: Oreochromis niloticus (Nile tilapia)
Lineage: Eukaryota; Metazoa; Chordata; Actinopteri; Cichliformes; Cichlidae
Exons: 2
Coding region: 1420-2223 (267 amino acids)
Biological process (GO): cellular response to lipopolysaccharide; T cell costimulation; immune response
Cellular component (GO): external side of plasma membrane
Source: RefSeq, a predicted model, not a curated record
UGUAUAAGUGUGACAAACGAGCACACUCAGUGUGAAAACCAUUUGAACCGUUUUUAGGGAAACAAAAAUAAAUGCAAGAAAUCUGUGAACGAAAAAGGGGGAAAAAAGAACUACAAAAUGAGUGAAACGAGAAGAAAAAAACUACAAACCCCUGUUUAUGUUCGUGGUAUGAGCCCACAAACAGCCCAGUGUGUCUAAAACAAUGUUGAAAAUCAUUCCUAAAAUAAUUAUAAUUAAUGGCAAGACGAGCAAACUCAGCGUGAAAACCGUGUGAUAUCUUUCAAAAAGGAAACUAAAAUGAAAAUCAGUUUCAAAAUGAACGGUUUAAGAAAAAAAGUAAAAAGAAAAAAACAAGAAAAGUAAGAAAAAUGAAAAAAAAAAAGUUAAAUAAGUGUAUUUAAGCGACUUAAAAAAAUAAGGAGAAUAUAUGAAAAGAGCAGCUGAGACUGAACCAAAAGCUUUCCGCAGUCUGUCCGUGAAAGAGUCGACCUCGGAGUUGAUGUUAAUCUACCACGGCCAGAUGAUCCCCCACGACGAGGGAGGGGGUUGAUCCAGCACAGGCAGUCGAUCAGCAAGUUAAGAGUAUGGGCACGCAGACGACUACGGUUACCGCGGGGUUAAUCCCCCACAGCGAGUUGAUCAGCCACGGUGAACGCGGUGCUCGCCACGGCGAAGACGUUGUCCGCCACGGCGAAGGCGGCGUCCACCACCGUGAGAUGAUCCGCGGCGGUGUCAGCCAUCGCGACCGCGGCAGUGUCAGCCACAGCGAGUUGAUCUGCCACGGCGAGGGAGGGGGUUGAUCCAGCACAGGCACGGCGAGUCGAUCAGCAAGUUAAGAGUAUGGGCACGCAGACGACUAAGGCGACGGCGGUGUCCGCCGCGGGGACGGCGGGGUUAAUCCCCCACAGCGAGUUGAUCAGCCACGGUGAACGCGGUGUUCGCCACGGCGAGGGCGGCGUCCACCACCGUGAGAUGAUCCGCGGCGGUGUCUGCCAUCGCGACCGCGGCGGUCACCGCCAUCGCGACCGCGGUGGUGUCCGCCACAGCGAGUUGAUCAGCCACGGCGAGGGAGGGGGUUCAUUCAGCACAGGCACGGCGAGUCGAUCAGCAAGUUAGAGUAUGGGCACGCAGACGACUAUGGUGACCGCGGUGUUAUUCCCCCACAGCGAGUUGAUCAGCCACGGCGAACGCAGUGUUCGCCACGGCGACCAAGUUGCCCGCCGGGGCGAGGGCGGCGUCCACCACGGCGAGAUGAUCAGCCACGGCGAGGGUGAGUCGAUCAGCAACGUUGGAGCAUGGGCCCGCAGACGACUACGUUGGAGCAUGGGCCCGCAGAUGAAUGCGAUAGAGGUAUUUUCAUUAAAGCUCUGAGUUCCGCAGACAUGAUCAUCACUCUACUUCAUCUGUUUGAAAGGAACAAUGAGGCUCCUCCUCCUCUUGACUCUCAUUCGCUUCAGCGUUGCCGUCAUCACAGCUAAGGCAGGACAGAAGAGCAUCACUCUUCCAUGUCGAAUUCCAAACUACAACCUCAUAGCUGUGAACUGGAGCAGAGCUGACCUGGGAGAACAAUAUGUGCUUUUAUACCGGGACAGGCACUUUGAGCCACGCAAGCAGCAUCCAUCUUUUAAGAACCGGGUGGAUCUGCAAGACAGGCAGAUGAAGGAUGGAGACGUGUCUUUGAUUCUGAAGGAUGUGACGACUAAUGACACUGGAACGUACGAGUGUCGUGUCUUCGUGGAAGAAACACGCUUGUGGAAAUCCAUCAGCAUCAUCAGCCUCAGUGUUGAUCCUCCAGGUCAGCCUGGAGGACACACAGACGAUGGAGGGAAGGAGGCAGGAGGGAAGGAGGCUGGAGGGAAGGAGGAUGGAGACACAGAGGAUGGAUCUGUUGGACUGAGAGUUGGUCUGCCAGUUUCUGCUGUGCUUCUUGUUGCUGCUGUUGUUGGUUUUUUGAUCUACAGAAAACAUAAACAACGACAGAGUCAGGAUUCACAUAAUCCUCCCACGGAACUCCAGCCUGAAAUUUCUGAGAGCUUUCUACAGCUGACUUCUGAAUCUCCCACUGACAAACAAAGAGACAGAAAUGACCUAAAAACAGACAGCUGUCACCAACACUCCACAAGGAUCCCCGAUGUCACUUUGACAGUUGAGGAUGAACUACUUCGUCAUCCUCGGCCUCAGCAAACAGCAGGACUGCUUCCAGAGAGGGACAUCAGAGUGUAGUAGAUAAUGUCUGACAGCAGUCUAAAGAGGAAAUGGAUUCUGUUCUGCUCUUCACUCAUUUCUUUCUUUUCCUGUUUUUGGCGGUGAUGGGUUUUUUUUAUGAUUCACAGCACUAAGACAACAAACGACACACUGUUAAUACCAACCUCCUGAUGAAGGAUGUUUGAAAUGUCUCAGAGCUGUCUCAUGUUUCUCUAAUAAAACCACCAACAAUUAACCUUAAA